AGCGCGAGACACUGAGCUGUGCAUUCGACAGUAUGCGCUGAAGAUGCGCGCCGUGCGUUUACCUCAGUGAGCCACAUUUAACAACUAUAUCAAGAACUAUUUCGCUUCAUCCAGAGGCUGGAUAUUUCAGACCGGACGCUUUUUUACGGCGAGUCGAGCUCAGCUGCACUUACCAAUGCUUUAUUUGUCUUCACUGAUCUUUUUUCAGUGUUUUAUACGGAUUUAGUUUCAUUCAUUCUGGACUAAGGCCAGCUGAAACACCUUCAUACAAGACAUUUACGAAAUCUUCAGUGGACAAGGCGCACACCUUUUGCUCGACUGGGAAUAUCAAUGAAUUGCGGACUGAUAUUUGGUUAAUACUGGGUUAUCUUCGUUGCUCCAGUCACAAAAAUUGGACUAUUUGUUUUUUUCUUUCUUCAAUUGGAAUCUCUGGUUUCAGUCAGUUGGAUAUGAGCGCAUGGACAGAAAUGCGGAUCAAGGAGGAAACAUUCUAACUUCACAUCUUUAUAUGGAUUGAUUUGGCAUGAACGAUGUUUUAAUUUAAUUUUAAUUUAAGUUUUCGUCACGAAUCAUGAUACCAAGAGCAAAUAUUUUAAAACUGGAUCCCUUCUUUUAUUCAUUCACAAGUUGAGGACCUUCAAGUGGACAUUUAGCCCACAUUAGUACUGAAUAUUUUCUUUCACUGGCUCAAAAUGGUCGGUAUACAUCUCGGUUUCCGUGAAUUACCCAAAUGUUCACGUUGAAGCCAUGUUUUCCAUUCACAAUGUUGUCUCAUUCGUUAGAUGAAGAAACAUUCUCCAGUUUUCUUCACAUUUUCUUCACAAAUAGUGCAAGACAUGGGUGGCCUGAUAAGAUGUCGAUAAAGUAAAUGGAAGUUAUCCACUGCGUAAUCAGUAAGUCAAAUGAAUUUCACCGCAGAUAUAAACAUUUUCGAUCAUUUUAAAGGAUAUCUGCCAGACUGUGAUUUUGUUCGUUUGACUUUUUGGAGCUUUUUUUACGUCGUAUCGAAUGUGCAUAGGUUUAAAUGUUAAUAAACGAUCAUGCAAAUGAGCGCGUGAAGACAGACAUCAACAGGUACAAUGCAUUCCAAGGACAUGGAUUUCGUACAAAUGUUUGUGUGCUUUCUCUUGUGCUGGACUGGAGUCGAUGCCGUGUUCAAUUUGAAAUACACCGUGGAGGAAGAGCUGCGUGCAGGCACAAAGAUAGCCAACGUAACGGCGGACGCAAAAGUUGCGGGUUUUGCACUUGGAAACCGACAGCCUUAUUUGCGGGUUAUCUCCAAUUCCGAGCCACGAUGGGUUAAUCUGAGCCCUGCCGGACUGCUCAUCACCAAGCAAAAAAUUGAUCGGGACGCUGUUUGCCGACAGACACCUAAGUGUUUUAUUUCGUUAGAGGUGAUGUCGAACUCGAUGGAGAUCUGCGUGAUCAAAAUUGAGAUUAUCGACGUAAACGACAACGCGCCCCGCUUCCCCACCAACCACAUUGACAUAGAAAUCUCGGAAAAUGCCGCUCCCGGUACCAGAUUUCCCCUAGAGGGGGCAAGCGAUCCGGACUCGGGGAGCAACGGCAUUCAAACGUACACCAUCACCCCGAAUGAUAUUUUCGGUCUUGAGAUUAAGACGAGGGGAGACGGGUCCAAAAUCGCAGAACUUGUCGUGGAAAAGACUUUAGACAGAGAAACGCAGUCUCGGUACACGUUUGAACUCACGGCGGAGGACGGAGGAGACCCUCCGAAGUCUGGGACUGUGCAACUUAACAUCAAAGUCAUCGACUCCAACGACAACAACCCCGUUUUCGAUGAGCCAGUGUACACUGUAAACGUGCUGGAGAAUUCUCCCAUUAACACGUUAGUCAUAGACCUGAACGCCACUGACCCAGACGAAGGAACCAAUGGCGAGGUGGUCUACUCAUUCAUAAACUUUGUCUCCAACCUGACCAAACAGAUGUUUAAAAUCGACCCCAAAACAGGUGUAAUCACAGUGAACGGCGUUUUGGACCACGAGGAACUGCACAUUCACGAAAUUGACGUACAAGCCAAAGAUCUGGGUCCAAAUUCAAUCCCUGCCCACUGCAAAGUGAUUGUUAACGUAAUCGACAUAAACGACAACGCGCCCGAAAUCAAACUGUUGUCGGAGAACAGCGAGAUGGUAGAGGUGAGCGAAAACGCUCCUCUCGGAUACGUGAUAGCACUGGUGCGAGUCUCAGACAACGAUUCCGGAGCGAAUGGGAAAGUGCAGUGCAGACUGCAGGGCAAUGUGCCUUUUAGACUCAAUGAGUUCGAGAGCUUCUCCACCUUACUUGUUGACGGCCGUCUGGAUAGAGAGCAGAGAGACAUGUACAAUUUGACCAUUCUGGCCGAGGACAGCGGGUAUCCCCCGCUCAGAAGCUCGAAAUCGUUUGCGGUGAAAGUAACAGAUGAAAACGACAAUCCCCCGUACUUCACCAAGCCCCAUUAUCAAGCCAUGGUGCUCGAAAAUAACGUCCCAGGUGCGUUUCUUCUGGCGGUGUCCGCCAGAGACCCUGAUCUGGGCAUGAACGGCACCGUGUCGUACGAAAUCAUCAAAUCGGAGGUGCGGGGCAUGUCUGUGGAAUCUUACGUGACCGUCAACUCAAACGGCGAAAUAUACGGCGUCAGGGCUUUUAAUCACGAAGAUACGCGGACAUUUGAGUUUAAAGUGUCUGCGAAGGAUGGGGGAGAUCCACCUUUGACCAGCAACGCCACCGUGCGCAUCGUCGUGCUGGAUGUAAACGACAACACACCUGUGAUGACCACCCCGCCCCUGGUGAACGGCACCGCGGAGGUGUCCAUCCCUAAAAACGCUGGAGUUGGUUAUUUGGUUACACAAAUAAAAGCUGAUGAUUACGAUGAGGGUGAAAAUGGGAGGUUAACAUAUUCAAUAUCAGAAGGAGACAUGGCAUACUUUGAAAUAGACCAGAUAAACGGCGAGGUGCGAACCACAAAGACGUUUGGGGAGAACGCGAAGCCAUCCUAUCAAAUCACCGUGGUGGCGCACGACCACGGCCAAACUUCUCUGUCUGCCUCUGCAUAUAUUGUCAUUUAUCUCUCACCUGAUCUCAAUGCACAGGAACAAAUCGGACCAGUCAACCUGUCCCUCAUCUUCAUCAUUGCCUUGGGCUCUAUUGCAGUCAUCCUGUUUGUCACGAUGAUAUUUGUGGCUGUCAAGUGCAAAAGGGAUAACAAGGAAAUCAGAACCUACAACUGCAGUUUCUUGUACCUGCGCAGGGUGGCGGAGUACUCCUACGGCAACCAGAAGAAGUCCAGCAAGAAGAAGAAGCUGAGCAAGAAUGACAUCCGGCUGGUGCCGCGGGACGUGGAGGAGACGGACAAGAUGAAUGUGGUGAGUUGCUCGUCUCUCACCUCUUCGCUCAACUACUUCGACUACCACCAGCAGACUCUGCCGCUGGGCUGCAGGCGCUCCGAGAGCACCUUCCUCAACGUGGAGAACCAGAACUCCAGGAAUGCUGCACCCAACCAUGGCUACCACCACACCUUCACAGGGCAGGGCCCUCAGCAGCCUGACCUCAUCAUCAACGGCAUGCCGCUGCCUGAGACGGAGAAUUAUUCCAUUGACUCCAGUUAUGUAAACAGCAGAGCACACCUAAUUAAAAGCACGUCAACAUUCAAGGACAUGGAAGGAAACAGUUUGAAGGACAGCGGGCACGAAGAGAGCGACCAAACAGACAGUGAACAUGACGUCCAGAGAGGGCACUAUGCUGAUACAGCUGUCAACGAUGUCCUGAAUAUGACCGUACCCUCAAACAACUCACAGAUACCUGACCAAGAUCAGUCGGAGGGUUUCCACUGCCAAGAUGAAUGCCGUAUCUUGGGCCACUCGGACCGUUGCUGGAUGCCCCGGGUACCGAUACCGGCGAGAGCUAAGUCUCCGGAACACGGACGCAAUGUCAUCGCCCUGUCCAUUGAGGCCACCACAGUGGACGUACCUCACUAUGAGGACUGUGGCACCACCAAAAGGACUUUUGCCACCUUUGGCAAAGACGGGCCGGAUGAGGACCGGGCCGAGCAAAGGGGCAGGCGGCAAACAGCGGAGCCAGCCGUCUGCAGCCCCAAGACCAACGGCGCUGUGCGCGAGGCCGGAAACGGCAGAGAGGCCGUCAGCCCCAUCACCUCCCCCGUGCACCUGAAAAGCCCCCAAUCCAAAGCAUCUUCCACCUACAACACACUGAAAUGCCGUGACGCAGAGCGCAUAGCCAAUCACAGCCUGCUGCGGCAGCCGGAGGGGAAGGACAGUGAGCCGGCCAUGCGGGAGAUCAACACGCUCCUACAGGACGGCCGUGAUAAAGAGUCCCCCGGCAGCAAGAGACUGAAGGACAUCGUGCUUUAACCAGCUCCACCCGUACACAGAGCGCAUACACUGCUACCAGUGUGUGUCGACAUGCGUGUGUGUGUAUUUGUGUGCUUUAGCGAGCGUCAAGUCCUGGGGAAAGAAGGGAGACGUGUGCAGCACGACGUAUUCUCCAGAGGCUGAAAAGGUGUCUGCGAGCUCAGACUGUCAUCGUGGCUUGGUAGUAACAGCAGCGCUUGUACGUUCGUCGCAAUCGUCUCUCCGCAGUGGACAGGCUGGUUCCCUGCCCUCACAUCGUACCCUUACGGGAGAAAGACACCCGAGUACAGUCAUGCCUUGUAGACUCGAAAGAGACAUCUUACUUUCUUCUAAUGCCUUCUUUGGUAUGCAGUUUCUGCUUCAGCUGCCAAACCGCUCACUGUUCCUGUAGAGGACGUGGGUCUCUGCGAUGCUACAGAUUAGCAAGACUCCUCUUGUCCGAGCGCACAGGAACGCUCCCGCAGAUCUCAUUUCAUUUCGGUGGCUUCUCGCUGGUCUGAUAAGACAACCCUUCUCUGUUUCCCUCAAGACAUUCCAGUGUCAGCAAACCAUGAGGUCGUUACAGUGCUUAUUUUUUAUCACAGAUGGAGCUAAAUGAAGGUGCGCUAUCAACUCAAGCUCACCGAAAAACUGGAAUAGGGAGAGAUCGAUCCCCCAGACUCACAACCAGAUAUAAAUAUAUAUAUAUACGGAUGAUGAAAAGAAGAAGAUGAUGAAAAAAAAACAAAAGAAAAACAAGACUUGUUGCUUUUGAAAUCUCCUGUGCCCUUUCCUGAUUGUAGCCAGUGGAGCGCAGUUUACUAGAACUUCGUGCUCUGGUCUUGUACUUUUUUGGAUUUUGACUAUGGGGCUAGGAUAGAAGGGGUCGUCACUUACGUCUUGCUAUGUGAAACUCUGUUUAGGGUUUACUACUAUCAUUUUUAAUAAUCUGUUGUUAUGUGACAAUCCCUUUAAUGUUUUGUUGCUAAAGUAAAAACUGAAAAAAAUAAACAUUGGUGUUCAACUAAAGCUACAGUAGCGUUUGUACACAAACACAAAAAGGAAAAAAAAACAUAUAUGCCAAAAUAUAUUUUAUAAAUAAUUUAAAAUGUAUAAUGAGAAUAUUUAAUGCUGUGUAGUUAUUUUAUCAGUAAGUUAUACUUGAAAUUAACUGGCUUUUUUUUUCUUUAUUUGUCCCCUUUUUAUUGACUCUGUUAUUCCUAUUUUCAAUUUCUUUUAUUCUUCUUCUUUUUUUUUCUUUUUUUUUACAUUUUCCGAUUGAUCUUGACUUUUUGUUCACUGUGUUACCCCCAGCAACUGUUGAUUGCAGUCUACCUUGUUGUAAAAGAGUUUCUUAUUGGUCAGUUCUUGUGCCAUCAAGUUUCUGUGUGGGCAAAAAAAAAAAAGACAAAAGACAAAAAAAAAAAUUACAAAAAAACACAACAAAAAAAAAAUCUACACCAACAGUAGUGUGUCAGUACAACGAGCUUAGAGUGAGAUAGCAAAAGAAACCAAAAAAACUGCAACAAACAUUAAACGUUCAAGAUUUUCAAGGUUGUUGUUUAAUCUUAAUACUCAAGUAAGGGUAAGAGUAACACCAUUUCAAGUCACCGGAGGUGGUUCCACUCAUUUCUGAAGUGUCUGAGAGGCGGAUAGAAGCUCCAUGUAAAGCAAACCCAGAUGCUCUGAGCCAGACUUGCAUUGCUAUCUAUCUAUCAUCAAGUACAGCCCUCCAUUUUUCCAGAUCAUGUAAGAACGCUAUACCAAGCCCAACCAACACAAAUGUGUUUUUUUUUCUGCAGGAGAAAAAAGCAGAUUUGGUGGAACUGCCAUGGUGGGAACGGACAGAAAUUGCGAAAUCAGUUGUUUCUUUGCAAUACUCAUUUUUAUAAUGUGGGAAGUGCAAACAGCAGCAACGUGUGAAAAGACAUAGAACUAGUAGCUGAAUGUUUUUGCUGGUCUCACCAAACAGCUUUUGGCAACAUGAAAACGGAAUUAUCACUGAAUGUAUACUGCAGCUUAUUAUUAAACUAUUAAAUGUUCUCCA
Messenger RNA from Danio rerio (zebrafish), 6390 nucleotides. The record is from RefSeq and is a predicted model, not a curated record. NCBI's taxonomy places the organism in Eukaryota, Metazoa, Chordata, Actinopteri, Cypriniformes, Danionidae.